AUGGCGAGCUACGAAACCGAACAUGCGAGCGACGAUACACAGCGCACAAGUGAGCGCCCACGGCGGCCGGACCUCUCCUCAUUCUUCAGCAUGAUGUCUGAGAUCACAACCGACUCACCACAAGAGCGCAAUCGCCCCGGCGCUGUUCCCGUACCAGCCGAUAUGUCCACAGCCUACCGCACGCUGGCCGAUGCCUUUCGAAUCAUGCAGAGAGACAACGAGAACGCCGACACCGAUAUGAUGGAGCAAAUGAUUGAGAGUUUGAUGAGCUCGGCUGAGCGGCCGCCCACAGAGGUCAAGGGAGUGGAAGAAGAGUGGAUCGCCCAAUUGGAAAGAGUGAGCGUCAAGAAGCUCAAGAAAGACGCCGACUGUCCCAUAUGCGGCAAUGCAUUCUCAGAAGAUCCUCAUCCGCUGCUUGUGCGGCUGCCAUGUCACAAGACACAUGUAUUCGAUCUGGAAUGUGUCCGGCCGUGGCUGCUGCUGAAUGGGACAUGCCCAAUGGAUCGCAUAGAUUUCGCCAAGCAGAUCAGAGAGCGGCGGCAAAAGCAAUUGGAGGAGAUCAAAAAGAAUGCAGCGCCUGAGGAUGAAGAGGAGGAGUGGGAUGGUCUGUAUGGUUGA
Messenger RNA from Cyphellophora attinorum, 618 nucleotides. RefSeq names its product putative RING finger protein. The coding region runs from base 1 to 618 and encodes 205 amino acids. Gene Ontology annotation, cellular component: cytoplasm. Gene Ontology annotation, biological process: protein ubiquitination. The record is from RefSeq and is a predicted model, not a curated record. Gene Ontology annotation, molecular function: ubiquitin protein ligase activity. NCBI's taxonomy places the organism in Eukaryota, Fungi, Ascomycota, Eurotiomycetes, Chaetothyriales, Cyphellophoraceae. The transcript is spliced from 2 exons.